AGACUGAAGUCCAAUUGUCCAAAGCUCCGAAGUCCAAACCCUCGCUUCUCCUCGGUCUCCACUGCCCGGCGCUGUUCGGCCCUGGCCGCCACCGCCGGACCAAAGGGCGGCCGGCGGCAGCUGCCAUCAGCCUAGCCAGCAUGGCGUUUCUCUUCAACAAGUUCCAGGAAGCAAUCAGAACACUAGCAAAGAAUCCCAAGUUUGCUCGAGACCCACGACAUCUUCAAUUUGACGCUGAUGUAAAUCGUUUAUUUCUCUAUACCAGCUAUUAUCGUUUGGGAGAGCAUUCUGAAGAAAAGGAUGCAGAGGAGAUUAUUGACAUGGCUAGCAAAGCAUCUGUUGUUGACCAGCAGAAACAAGUGCAGGGGAAUGUUCAUUAUCAACUUAAGCAUAUGUGCCAAGCAAUGGAUAGCAUUCUUCGACCUGAUAUAAAGAAUGAUCCAUCACAGUCUCCUUCAGAUACUCAUAAUAAGUCUCGACGAAGUGGCUUGAGUUUUGCCGUUGGCACAGGGGUUUCAUCUGCAAACAAGCCAGUUGUUCCGGCUACUCGACCUUUAACUCAAGCUGAACUGUCAAAUAAAUUCAGGGAUCAGUUUGGCUACACCCUUGAUAUCAGGCCAUCAGGAAUUCCUCACAAAGAUGCAGGGCAAGGUCUGUUCUUAUCUGGAGAAGCUAGAGUUGGUGCUGUCGUAGCCAUCUACCCUGGAGUUAUAUAUUCACCUGCUUAUUAUCGAUAUAUCCCUGGGUACCCAAGAAUUGAUGCAUGCAACAGCUAUCUUAUUACAAGAUAUGAUGGAACAGUGAUCAACGCAAAACCAUGGCAUUUAGGUGGUGAAACAAUGGAAUUAUGGGAUGGUUCACAUUUGGUGGACUACAAUUCAACGCCAUCAACAAGCCCGGAGAGCAACUCUGAUCGGGCAUGGAGGAUGCUUAACAAGCCCCUGGUGAAGAGUCGCAAUGAAAACUUUGGGGAAGUGCUUGAACGACGAAAUCCUCUAGCGUUUGGUCAUUUUGCGAAUCAUCCACCGGGAGGGUCAACUCCUAAUGUCAUGAUCUGCCCGUAUGAUUUCCCAUUGACAGAGAAGGACAUGAGAUUAUACAUCCCUAACAUAACAUUUGGUGGUGAAGAGCCUGUUACAAUGAAGAGAUUUGGCUCCUUCUGGUUCAAGUCUAGAGGUUCUGGUCAACAAACUGGGGAGUCUUCAGUUCUGAAGACGCUAGUGCUAGUGAGUACAAGGUCCAUACGUGAUGAAGAAAUCUUCCUGAACUACCGGUACAGCAGCUCAAAGGCGCGACCGGAGUGGUACACCCCAGUAGAUGAAGAAGAGGAUAAGAGAAGAUGGAGCUAGCUUUGAACCUCUCAGCUGUACCAAUCCGCCUGUAUUGUUCUCUCAUUGUUAGCCCCAAUACUGAUAUGGCAACAUUUUCCAUAUUUCCAGAUGGACGAAUAGUCUGCCGCCGCAUUUUUCAGCGUGAGAAAAGUAGGCUGCCUCUGCUAAACUCUUCUCAAAAGUUCUUUCUGUACUAAUAAAGAAUACGAAUUACAUCGUCAUGUUCUUUGAACUAGAAUUUACUAUUCA
Brachypodium distachyon (stiff brome) is the source of this 1580-nucleotide messenger RNA. RefSeq lists its product as uncharacterized. The coding region runs from base 141 to 1349 and encodes 402 amino acids. The transcript has 4 exons. NCBI's taxonomy places the organism in Eukaryota, Viridiplantae, Streptophyta, Magnoliopsida, Poales, Poaceae. The record is from RefSeq and is a predicted model, not a curated record.